GGUUAAACGAUUUUCUUUAAAGAACAGUAACUUAUACACGAAAGUAAAUAAUAAAGACCCGAAAAGGUGAACAGGAUGAUGACAUCAUCUAACCACGUACUGUAAUCUUACACCUCGUUUCACACUAGCUGUUUUGCAUGGUUUAUGGUUCUUGUGGCGUCGUUCUUGUUGUCGUCGUCCCCCACCGUGCUAUAAUGGUACAGCCCACUGUGUGGUUUGGACGCGGCUCUUGGGGAAGCGGAGCAGGAAUCUGAACUCGAGGAGAGUCUAAAAUGCGUCCAAAGCGCUGAGAUGAACAUCCGAAAAGAACACAGAAUUCAUCCAGGCUUCAAUGAAAAACUCCAAAGUUUCUGGAUACAUACGACAGCUAGCCAGCGACUAAAAGCUGAAGGUUUUUACAGACUGAAGGUGAAGCAGCGCGUUGGAGACGGAACUUUUUUUUUGCUUGAACAAUAAUGAGUGAAUUCAAUGGUGGAGCUGGAAACAGAAGAGGCUUCACGGCGGGUUUGUGGACAUAGCCGCUUGAUCAGGUUCCUAGGACCUCUGUGCUAUCUGCAAGUUGCUUCUGGCGAUUGUAACUACGUAAGACAAAAAAAAGUGGAAGGAAUGAAACAAAGUGUCCACCGGAAUUUCAAGCAGACAAAAGGUGUAGAAUUCGGACUCGUCUGAAUUUGUGCGAGCGUCACUUUCAGUUGCAGAAGUUACUUGUGUUGACAGCAGUGUAAAUGCGUGCAGAAAUGCGUGCAGGAGGAUCUGUGCUGAUACAGAAGGAGAAGCAGGUCAGGCGGCGCGUCUCCACUCCGUGCGUAUUGCUGUUCCUUACGUGCUUUGGCACUGCUGCGAAUCUGGAAUGUCCUCACAAAUGCGUGUGCACAGGAACAACAGUAGAGUGCAAUCGCCAGAACUUAACAUACAUCCCACAGCCGAUUCUACCCAACACAACGACCCUUAUCCUCACAGGUAACGUUAUAACCCGUCUAACCAAGAAGUCCUUUCCUGGACACCUGGACGUUUUGGCAGAACUUUAUCUAUCUGAUAACCGAAUAGAGCAAGUGGACCCUGGGGUGUUUGACAACAUGCCAAGGCUCCGUUUUCUUGACCUGAGCAACAAUAAUAUCUUGAAUUUCAGCGCUGAUGCUUUUCCAGAGAACAAUAUGCUCCAAGUCUUAAACCUGAGUAGAUCACUUUAUAAUUUAUCCUAUGCAGAUGUUUUUUGUAACCUUUUAAAGCAUGCCGUUCCUAAACUUUCCAAUCUCAUCCUGGCAAACAAUGACCUUGUCGUCCUUCCAGAUGACAUGCUCACCAGCUUAUCUCAUCUCACUACAUUGGACCUAAAAAACAAUUCAUUAAUUUCGAUUACUAAUGUGAAUUUUCAAAAAAAAACACUUAUUAGUUUGGACCUGCGGAACAACGCUCUUAAAGUGCUGUCUAAUGGGACGUUAAACGAGUUCAACCAGAUACCUGGGCUUCAGCUGUACUUGCUGGGAAACCCGUGGGUGUGUGACUGCAACAAUGAGGACAUGGUGAUGUGGUUACAGAGCUCAGAUAUUGUUGUGGACAAGCAGAACCUGACCUGCAUUCAGCCUGAUAAUCUGAGAAGCAACCAGCUCUUGCACUUGAAGCAUUCAGAGCUGCAGUGCAUCGACUCUGGAAACAUGGAGGCUACCCUUGAGACAUCGUAUGUCUUUUUGGGUAUGGUGUUGGCCCUCAUUGGGCUCAUAUUCCUGUUGGUCCUUUACCUGAACAGAAAAGGCAUUAAGAAAUGGAUAUAUAAUAUCCGUGAUGCAUGCAGGGACCACAUGGAGGGCUACCAUUACAGGUAUGAGAUCAACUCGGAUCCACGCCUGGCCAAUCUCAGUCUUAAUUCGGAUGUCUAAGAAGUUUUGCCGCUUAGUGGGACAUAGGGAAAGGUUUUUCCCAGAAAUUCGCACAGUGACUCAGCUCUACGUUUCCAUAGUUUUCACAACUUAUACUGUAAUUUGCAGUUUGCCAUGCCAGCUAGAUUAAUUGGCAUCUACUGCGGUACACUCCGCAUGCUAUGGUAUAGUGUGUCUUGUUUAGAUGUUGUUUAAUGCUUGCAUGACUCAAGAACUCAUAAAGGUACAUAAGUGCUUCUUUCUUCUAAAAGAAUUGUGCAUGUGAUAUUUUAGGACAAUGUGAAAUAUGAUGCAAGGAUCUAUAAUGGAUGCAAGUUGUGCAUAUUAUCUUGCUUGCAAAAUGAAUGAAAUGAAGAAUUAUUCAUGUCUUAAAUCUCAUUAAUGCUUGACUUUUUUCUGGAAUAACUCGUUACCAUGUUUGCAUGUGUUUAUAUACUUUUGGUUAUAAAAUCAUACUACUCACAUUUAAUUAUUACAGCUAUCCAUUUUUAUAUUCCAAAUUUGUUCCAUGGACAUGGCUCAACCUUUCUUAUGAAUAUGUUCUGCUGAAUAAAAAGGUCUUGCCUUGA
Tachysurus fulvidraco (yellow catfish) is the source of this 2446-nucleotide messenger RNA. It is a transcript of the gene tpbg, whose product is annotated as trophoblast glycoprotein b. The coding region runs from base 726 to 1877 and encodes 383 amino acids. The transcript has a single exon. NCBI's taxonomy places the organism in Eukaryota, Metazoa, Chordata, Actinopteri, Siluriformes, Bagridae. Gene Ontology annotation, cellular component: plasma membrane. Gene Ontology annotation, biological process: negative regulation of canonical Wnt signaling pathway. The record is from RefSeq and is a predicted model, not a curated record. Gene Ontology annotation, molecular function: protein binding.